GGGAAGAUAAUGGUCGACCAAAUAAGAAGUUUUGAUAAAGAAAAGAGAUUAAUUAAAAAAAUAGGAGAAUUACCUAAGGAAGUGCUAGAAAAAGCCGAGCAAAUAUUAAGUAAAUUGGAUAUUUGGCCUUUAAGUAAAAAUUAUGAUUUAAUCAUCAUCGAUGGCCCCGCGCGCACUAGCCAAAGCACCCUCCAAAUUGCCCGCCAGGCUGAUCUGAUAAUUCAACCCACCGGAGCCAGUCGCGCCGAUCUACAGCCCGCCGUCAAAGAAUUUCAUGCUCUAAAAGCCGCCGGUAUAAAUCCUAAAAAAUUAUUAUUUGUCAUAAACCGGGUAGCCUCGCUGGCCGAAGAAAAGGCAGCACAAAAUUAUUUAAGCCAGACCGGCUACCAGGUAGUCAGUCUCCCACUUUAUGAAAAGUCUUCUUAUCGAGAGGCUCAAAACCGAGGUCAAAGCAUUGCUAAUGUCCGCUAUAAAAAUUUGAGUCAUCAGCGGGUCGGAUUGUUGGCUAUGAUAAAUUUUGUCCACGCCUGCGGUUUUCAUUUACGUGAUGAUAAAAAUAACGAAAUUUUAUUAAAGCAGUGGGAAAAAUUAUUAUUAGAAAUUGCCACCGCUCAAAGCGAAGCGUUAGCGGUUGAAUUAGUUAAGGCUCAUUUAUUAUUAGAAAUCAUAGGUUCAUAA
Molecule: messenger RNA, 678 nt
Organism: Racocetra persica
Lineage: Eukaryota; Fungi; Glomeromycota; Glomeromycetes; Diversisporales; Gigasporaceae
Source: the annotation of a GenBank genome assembly